Messenger RNA from Trypanosoma cruzi, 1731 nucleotides. RefSeq names its product DNA primase large subunit, putative. Lineage: Eukaryota; Euglenozoa; Kinetoplastea; Trypanosomatida; Trypanosomatidae. Gene Ontology annotation, cellular component: alpha DNA polymerase:primase complex. Bases 1 to 1731 code for a protein of 576 amino acids. The record is from RefSeq and is a predicted model, not a curated record. Gene Ontology annotation, biological process: DNA replication, synthesis of primer. The transcript has a single exon.
AUGCAGGCAAUCAUUACCACCGCAAAGUCCUUUGCAGGCGACGAAAAGAGGCCGCGUGAUGUGAAGGCUGCUGCUGCUGCCCCCGUCCUUGAUUGGGCGACCAUGUAUACACGUAGGCCUGCUGGCACCAGCACACUAUUCACACUGGAGGCCAUGGUGGCAAAGCGCAUGGAGCUACUUGCAUGGAUCGACCAGUUAAUGAACUCGCCGAAUGUGAGGAGUUUUAGUGUUGUGCUUGACGAAAUUGGGGCACGGCUUCCAAUUGAGCGUCGAAAACAUGUCACACAGCAUGCCGCCGAUCACGUAGUGGUGCUGGGUCGUGAUGAUAGCCCCGCUGCAGAUGAUGCGGAUAGCUUUCGUACCCCGCGGCUCUCUGUUUCACGAUCGUCAGGCUCCGCUGCUCUGAAUGCUGUCUUAUUUGAAGGGGACGAAGACCUUAUUUCUCAUCUUCUUGCACGUUUUGCGUUCUGUAUGAGCGAGCAAUGGCGCAAGUGGUUUGUGAAAACGGAGGAGGCUCUUCUUCGUGCUCGUCUGAAAUUGCAGAUGGCAAAGUAUGAAACAGACUUUUUACCUAGCCUUAUGCGUGACAAUGGCCUUCCGUGUGACCCGCUCUCUGACGAGCAGUGGCAGGAUCCGCUACUACAGGAAUACAUUGUGUACUUUGCAGUGUUGCAGGGGAAACAGCAAUCCCGCAGUCGCGAGGACUAUUUUUCUGUUCCAAUGACAUUAGCAACACGUCUUAUAAAGACCCGUAGUGUUCUCUGCCUCAAGGGACAUGCCAUUCUUCACAGGGAUCAGGCUCAGGAAGUGUUUGUAACGGUAUUUCGUUCCAAGCUGAACAAAGGCCUGCAUGAGGCGUACCUGGCACGGAUGAGGUUGACAUCCAAUGAAGACGAUGAAGAGCGUGAAACAGUUAUGCGAAUGUUAGACGCAUUUUUGGAAUAUUUUGUAUCCGAUCCCACGUCCGCCAUACAGGAAGCGGCCUCUGGUGCCGUGAGUGCGGGAGAAGUGCGCCGUAUUGCCCAAACUCAUUUCCCUUUGUGCAUGCGUCAGGUAGAUGAGCAUCUUCGUCGCGAGGGGCACCUAAAGCAUCACGGACGAUUCACUUAUGGACUUUUCUUGAAGGCAAUUGGCCUUUCGUUGCAGGAUUCCAUGACUUUGUUUUCUUCCUUAAUGACUGUUAAAGGCGUUGCUGGGAAUAGUGAGGCAUUUGCCAAGACGGCAUAUGGAUACAAUAUCCGCCACAACUACGGGAUGGAGGGCAAGAAGACAAGCUACAGCUCCAUGUCGUGUGCAACACUGCUGGCUCUCCCUCCUGUGGUUGACCGGUUUGACUGUCACGGUUGCCCCUUUCGUUUUAAGGACGAGGGCGCCUUUCGGUCGAUGCUGCUGAAGGAGCAGCUAAAUCCGCUUGGAAAGGAGCAUCCUCCUCUGAGACCCUCCGCAAGCGACAUUGAGGAGAUUGUGCAGGACUGCAAGGGACAACAUUACACACGUGCCUGCUACAAAUAUUUUGUGGCCACUCAUCCCGGCGUCAAACGUGACACGUUAUUUCGUUCGCCAUUUGAGUAUUACACGUUGAGCCGUGAGGUGGGAGAGAGGCCGGAGGAAAUUCUGAGUGAACAGACAACACCAGCGCGGCGGUUAAUGACCGGUGACAGUCUCAAGCGGUCAAUGUUUACGCCCACCCUGAAAGAAGAUGUCAUCCGGGAGCGAAAAUCUCCACCAUAG